Messenger RNA from Yarrowia lipolytica CLIB122, 2091 nucleotides. RefSeq lists its product as uncharacterized. The record is from RefSeq and is a predicted model, not a curated record. Gene Ontology annotation, cellular component: nucleolar ribonuclease P complex; ribonuclease MRP complex. Lineage: Eukaryota; Fungi; Ascomycota; Dipodascomycetes; Dipodascales. Gene Ontology annotation, biological process: tRNA 5'-leader removal.
AUGCAGUGUGGGAGAAUACUUGUGAAUUUUCACGUCGCUCUCAAACAUCAUAAGAUGCCGCCAAAAAAGAAGUCGAAGCUCUUCAAUGCUCGGCGAAUUAUCGUCCAAAAUACCGACGAUGCUUUGAAGGACGGCCGAAUUAACGUUCCGGCUUUCGUCAAUGCUAGACAGCGAGAAAUCGAGAAACUCGCGACCGCCAUGCAAUCGUCGAGAACAGCAGCCUCUCAACGAUCUUUCCAGUCUCUACCUCGAUCCCUGAGACGAAGAGCCGCCUCACAUGAUGUCAAGCGGAUCCCAAAAAGACUCAGAGCCCGAGCUCGUCAGGAAAUGGCUAAUGAUGACCCCAGUUGUCAUACCAGAGCUGCCACAGGAAAGAACAAGAUUGGAAAGCUGAGAGGGCAUAAACGGCUGCUGGCGAUCCUGGACCAGAGAAAACACGUGGUUGGAGACAGACAAAAGAAUGCUACUCCGAUGGCCUUGUUGCAACCUAAGGAUGUCACUGGAAAGGAUCAGACAGCUACCCCUCCAGUGGGAAAGCUGCGAUUCGAACAUAGACAAAAGGAUAAGACCUGGCUACCCACUCACGUGUGGCAUGCGAAGAGAGCACAUUUUGAGAACCGAUGGGGCUUCUCAAUCCCAGAAAAGCCAUCGCAAAAGUGCUACAGAAAGACACACAGAGGAAUAAAGCACGAAGGAGCUACAGUAUGGGACUCUUCAUACACCGCUACGUUCAGAAUCGAAGCUACCACUGAGUACCUAAAACAGCUCAUGGCCGGCUGGUUCGGCAAAAAGGUGCUUAGAAAACGCUAUGUUUCAGGCGAAUACUGCUUUUCUGGAGAAAUCAAGCCCGAGGAGGUAUCCCUAGGCCCUGCCCAGGUACUCUGGGAGUCUGAGUCUUCUGUGAUCCUCAGAGUUCACCCUUGCAUGACCUCCAUGGUUCUACCUCUGCUGAACAAGGAGCGGCUGGAAAACGCCUCUCACAAGUUCCAUUAUACUGAUCUGAGAUACGCUAUUGGAUCGAUCGGCAUUGGCGGCCCCAAAGCUUUGCAGGUGCUCAACACAGUAUUGUGCCCUUCCGAUGAGCGAAGUUCUAGUGCCAAGAUGUUCAGAUCACUCUCUUACCUGGCCACACUUGACAGCCUUCCUGAAAAUGCCGUUAUGAAUCUGAGGGUGCAUGACCCUCGUCUGCAUCCUGCCAAGCUCAAGCUACCUCGAACCAGCAACGAGCAGAGCAUCAUGGAGACUCUAAUAGCCUGGCCAGGAGCUUUAGUCGAGGAAAACAAAACUAACGGAAACUUCACCGUGUUCUCAGGGGAGGCGCGACAAGAGAGUUAUGCCAAACAGAUGUCUCUCAAGGGCAUCAACCAGCACAGAACUAACAAGCUGAGAGGACAAGAAGACGGAAAGACAAAGGCGGAGAUACCUAUCACCAUUAUUCGGAAUGGUGCACACCUCUCGAUCCUUCUGCCCUGGUUCUGGGUUCUCCCUGUGUGGUUUGCUCUUAAUCACAUCCCCUGUGUGUCAUUUAUUGGGUAUCAGCAAUUGCAUCAGAUUGCCUAUGAAACUGGCAAGCCUUUUUUCCCCAACGAUUACCCCCAGACCGAGGCCGGUCAGGCUGCCGAGGUAUUCAGAGGAAUGGGGCUCGAGCAGAAAUACAAUCGAACCCCGCCUGCCAAGCGAGUAUCGUAUUAUGCUGAGCUUGGAAACGCCUUUGUGUGCGACUGGUCGCUGCUCAAGACAAACGAGCAAGAGACCGACGUUGGAGUCGCCAACAAUCUCAAGCGAGUCAGCGUUAAGUAUCUGCACAGAGGAACUCCCUACGAUCGAGCUCGCAUCUAUAGAAUUCCUGAGGAUAAGAAGCAGCAGUGGCUCGAUGCCCGAAAGCUGGACCCUGAGAAUGUCGAUGACUACCCAAUUUGUCCUUCUAGAGAGCAUCUGAUUGGCUUUGUGACUACUGGCGAUGUCAAUCUUCAGGAAGGAUGUGGUUUCGGCAUAGGUAGUGUUAUCACCAUCCCUGAGGACGAUCUGGUGGUUGUUCGAAACUGUGGACAAGGAGUCGGUCGGGUUGCUAAAAUUGAACUGAUUAAAUAG